AUGACUCUCGCCGAGGAAUUUCGCACGCGCAACUUCAGUAUUUACGGACAAUGGACCGGCGUUAUAUGCAUCUUUCUCUGCUUCGCUCUAGGCAUUGCCAACAUUUUCGCGCCCCUUCUGCGAAUUCCGUUUAGCAUUGUGUGCUUGUGCUGCGCUUUCAUCAUCGUCUUCAUCGAAGUCCCAUUCCUGCUCCGGGUAUGCCCAACCUCGUCCAAGUUUGACGACUUUAUCCGCCGCUUCACCAGCAACUACAUGCGCGCGCUUAUCUACACCUGCAUGAGUGCUGUGCAGUGGGUGAGUCUGGUUUCGGGCGCGUCCAGCCUGAUCGCCGCCGCCGUCUUCCUGCUCUUUGCUGCGGCGUUUUACCUUCUCGCCGCUCUGAAACACCAGGAUUUCAUCGGCAGCAAAACCUUGGGUGGGCAGGGAAUUGCGCAAAUGAUUGUGUAG
This is a messenger RNA of Talaromyces rugulosus, 447 nucleotides long. RefSeq lists its product as uncharacterized. Gene Ontology annotation, biological process: vesicle-mediated transport. NCBI's taxonomy places the organism in Eukaryota, Fungi, Ascomycota, Eurotiomycetes, Eurotiales, Trichocomaceae. The transcript is spliced from 4 exons. Gene Ontology annotation, cellular component: Golgi membrane. The coding region runs from base 1 to 447 and encodes 148 amino acids. The record is from RefSeq and is a predicted model, not a curated record.